CUGCUUCAUGUAGGUCGCAGUACGAUACAGUAUAAACUUGACAAGAGUUUUUUUGUGUCAAAAAGCAGUAUAAGUAACAAAAUAUUUAUUUAAACAUUUAACAUGCCAUCGGCAAACGAUGAGGAUCCUUAUGCACAUGUAGCAAAAGGACCCUUAAAGCUAAAAAGUGAUCAAUGUGUAAGCAAAAAGAAGAAAAAUAAAGAAGGUAAGAAGAAAAAAUUGGUGGAAGUGACAAAAGUUUUAGAGGAAGAAAAGAAUAAAACUGUGGAAGUUAAACGAACGAAAGCCGAAUUAGCUUUUCAAACGAUGCAAGAGAAAAUGCAAACUGAAAGAAUAAAACAAAAGGCCUCCAUGACACAUAAACAACGGGUAGAGGAAUUUAAUAGACAUUUGGAUAGUUUAACAGAACACUUUGAUAUACCCAAAGUCAGUUGGACAAAAUAAAUUGUUUGCAUGUU
Osmia bicornis bicornis is the source of this 458-nucleotide messenger RNA. Its product is annotated as protein FAM32A. Bases 103 to 444 code for a protein of 113 amino acids. The record is from RefSeq and is a predicted model, not a curated record. NCBI's taxonomy places the organism in Eukaryota, Metazoa, Arthropoda, Insecta, Hymenoptera, Megachilidae. The transcript has 3 exons. Gene Ontology annotation, cellular component: nucleolus.